Molecule: messenger RNA, 5025 nt
Organism: Apis florea (little honeybee)
Lineage: Eukaryota; Metazoa; Arthropoda; Insecta; Hymenoptera; Apidae
Gene: grh
Product: grainy head
Biological process (GO): regulation of transcription by RNA polymerase II
Cellular component (GO): nucleus
Molecular function (GO): DNA-binding transcription activator activity, RNA polymerase II-specific; RNA polymerase II cis-regulatory region sequence-specific DNA binding
Source: RefSeq, a predicted model, not a curated record
GGUCCACGGGUGUGAUGGGCCAGAAGCUGCUGGUGCAGGAGGCGCCUGGCUCCGGUUCCGGCUCGGCGAAUCGCAUGGAAGGCGGCGAAGGCGCCGGUGGGGGGGAGCUGCACCACUUCCUCCAUCAGUACAACCAACAGUCCCACAGUCCCGGGCAGAGCCUGCAGGGCGGCCUUCCGCUUCCGCUUAGCCCCCAGUCCCUCAGACACGACGGUUCCUCGAGCACCGGGAUCGCCGGAGUGAAAAGGGAGCCGGAGGAUUUGAGCUCGUCGAGAGGGGCGCAACAGUCCAGCAAAAGGCACAAGCAGGCGCAGCCGGACAGCCCCACACCGCCGGGGAUGUACCAUCAUCAUCAGCAUCAGCUACAGGUUCAACAAUACGGCAGCCCCUACGACCCGUACAGCUCGUGCAGCCCUCGUCUCCAGUCGACGACGUACACGUCGACCUCGGCGACGGGCGCCGCCAACACCGGGAAUCCGAGCGGAUUGCACCAGGAGGCGACCGCGGUGUACGUGACGGGGGACGCCCUACCGCCGUUGGCAUCCUCGAGCUCGUCCUCGUUAUCGACCACGACCGCUUCGUACACGAGGUACGAGGUUGUGCCAAGCUCUUACGCGACCACGCACGCGAUACGCUCCUCGUCGAGCAGCAGCAAAGUCCUCACCGUCGAUCUUCCCAGCCCCGAUUCCGGGAUCGGCGCGGACGCCGUCACGCCUAGGCAGGAUCAUCACCCGCCCACGGCGCUGCAUCAGUCCUCGUUCGACUACACGGAAUUAUGCCCCGGUGGAACGGCCGCUGGAGCUGCUGUGGUUCUCGAGAGCGGUGCUGUUAUACACCACCAACCAUUGCAGCUGCAGCUACAACAAAGUCACGCGCAGGCACAGGUGCAACGGGGAGCUUUGGUGUCCUCCGCGGCGACCAACUCCAAUCCUAACCCGAAUCCGCCGAGGUCGCGGCCUUGGCACGAUUUCGGAAGGCAGAACGACGCGGACAAAAUCCAGAUACCAAAAAUAUUCUCCGCCUAUGGAUUCAAGUAUCAUCUAGAGUCACCAAUUAGCACGUCGCAGCGUCGAGAGGACGAUAGAAUCACGUAUAUUAAUAAAGGACAAUUCUAUGGAAUCACGCUAGACUAUGUUCCUGAUCCUGACAAACCUUCUUUAAAGGCUGGCCAGACUGUUAAGAGCGUAGUAAUGUUGAUGUUCCGAGAAGAGAAGAGCCCAGAAGACGAGAUUAAGGCGUGGCAGUUCUGGCACGGAAGGCAACAUUCUGUCAAGCAACGUAUUCUCGAUGCUGACACGAAGAACAGCGUGGGACUGGUGGGCUGCAUAGAAGAAGUUGCACACAAUGCGAUUGCCGUUUAUUGGAACCCACUCGAAUCCUCGGCGAAGAUCAACGUGGCUGUGCAAUGUCUAAGCACCGACUUCUCCAGUCAAAAAGGCGUGAAAGGAUUGCCUCUGCAUAUCCAGGUGGACACGUACGAAGACCCACCGCCACAUACUCACACGUACACACCACCCUCGCAUCGCGGCUAUUGCCAGAUUAAAGUGUUUUGCGACAAGGGAGCUGAAAGGAAGACUCGUGACGAGGAGAGGAGAGCGGCAAAGAGAAAGAUGACGGCGACCGGUAGAAAAAAGCUCGACGAGCUCUAUCAUUCCGUCACGGAACGCAGCGAAUUUUACUCCAUGGUCGAUCUUCAUAAACCCCCGGUCCUCUUCUCUCCACCGGCGGAACACACUAUAGACAAGUUUUCGACGAUGGAGUUGUCGGGCUUCUACGGAGGUGGCGGCGGGGGCGGUGGCGAUACAGACACAUCGUCCCUGAGUAAUGGCGAGGGCGGAGGAUUGAAGGCGGGGGGCAGCAGCCCUUAUCCUGCCUGCGGCAGACCCAGCUUGCGCCUCAAGUUCCACAACCACUUUCCGCCCGACAAUCUGACUAGCCUACACGACAAGAAGGACUCCUUGCUGAUGCAGGUGCAGGAGCUGCAAGGCUCGGUGCUGCAGGGAGUGCAGCAAGGUCUCGCCGGAACUGUGGUGUCCGGGGUCGGAAACCGGCUGCAUCUGCAACAGCAACCGCCUCAUCUACGUCCAACCGACGCCGAGGAACGAGUGAUGCUGUACGUUCGCCAGGAGUCCGAGGACGUGUACACACCGCUGCACGUUACACCGCCGACCGUUCAAGGAUUGUUGAACGCUAUUGAGUCAAAGUACAAAAUUGCAUCCUCGAGUAUUAAUAACCUCUAUCGCAAAAACACAAAGGGAAUUACAGCGAAAAUUGACGACGAUAUGAUCCGAUAUUACGUGGACGAGGACCUGUUCCUGCUGGAGGUAACCCAUUCCCGAGUGCCGAAUCCAGAUCCGAGCAACGAGCGCAAUCCGGCCAAUCCUGGAUCACCUGGUGAUCCUGGUGAUCCGAAUGAUCCACCUGCCACCGCGGGAUACGACGUCACCCUGAUCGAAUUACCCUCAGCGUCGGCGCACAUUGCUCACUCGCCCCUCAAUUCCGCGCAUGGCCACGCGCACGUUCACGAGAGCGGGAACACGUGAACCUUUCGCCUCAUCGAAAGCGCAAAGAAGAGGAAGAAUGUAAUUACAUCGUACGUGGCUCUCGCCGUUUCGUGUAAAUAAGUCUGAGAGAGGGAGAAAGGCAACUGUCGAUGAUCGCGAGAAAUCGUCGACACGGUGCAAUGUAACAAGAAUUAUUGGACAGUUCGACCAGAAAAUGCUCUUCAGGGACCUGCGUUUGAAGAAAUCGCGUCGAGUGCAAGUGCGAGAAGGAGAAGAAGAAAAGUGGAAGAUAAAGAGAAGAGGAUUUCGGUGAAUGAUGAAUAAUUAAUUGCCACUUUACCCCACCAGUGCUUAACUUUAAGAAAAGAAAACUUACUAGAAGAAAGAAAAGAAGAAAAGAAGAGAAGAUGUCCGACGAGUUAUCCACGAGUUUGGAUUAUGUGUAAGCCGAACUUAAACACGAAGGAAACACGAGAAGGAAAUUCGCAACUGUUCUUCGUAUCGUACAAUAGACAAGAAGUCAAAAAAAGGGAAAGAAAAACAAUCGUUAGUUGAUAGUGAUCGUCUUGUGUAACGUUUUGAAUGAUCGUGUCUGUUAGAUCGAUAUACAGAUAGUUUCAACGAUGUAGAGAAUUUCGUGGAUACAGGGUGAUGUUUGAUCGAUUCGAAUACAAUUGAUUUCGAAUAGAUAUACAAAACUUUAUAUUUUUUUUGUAUGCUUGAAAUUUUUUUCGUGAAAAUACUUGUUAGUAUAUCAAUUACUCUUCGAUCGAAGAAUUUUGUAAUUCAAAGAAGAAAAAAAAUAAAACAUACCUCGUAUGCACGAAAUGUAGCGAUUGAACAAUCUGUAUACGCGUAAACAUUUUUAAUACGAAGCAUAAAAUCGCGAAGAAAUAUAUUUCUAAUCAAGGCAAGGCGACUCGUUUUUUAUAUUAUAAUUUUUUUUUUUUUGUUGUUUUCAUUUGUGAACAAUUUAUAUCGAUGGUUGUUAGCUUAUAGAGUACCGUUGGCAUCGUAAUUGAAACACGAUGGCUACAUGUAAAUCAAUCAAAAUUGAUUUAAGAAAUUCCCGCCCCUAUCCCCGUUAAAUAUUAAGUUAUUAGAUUUAUAUAUAUAUAUAUGUUAUAUAUAUAUAUUACAUACGUAUGACGUAUAGAUGUAUAUGAUAAAAAAAAAUGUCACUCUAUUUUAUUGUAUCGUCGGUUUUAGAGUUUAAAUACUUGUUUAUACGUUUAGAAAAACCGAUGGUCGGUGUUUCGACCAAUCGACGUGCACGGAGCAAGCUUAUUUUAUACCAAGACUUGUACGUAGAGAUAGGAGUAUAACUUUGAACGUCGCCAUUCCAAGAUAGACGGGUGCCAUCGAGCAUUUUUAUCUCUUUAUAAUAUUGCGCUCAUACACGUUCAGCUAUAUGUAAGUUCUGUUAAUUCUUGAUUAAGAUUCUCGAGCGGACUCAACAGUUUCAUUCACCAUGUUUGAACAUUCAAAGAUUCUUAUUUCACAUUUCCAAAUAUUAAUUUCCAAAUCGAAGGAACGUUUAAACGUUUCUCCUUUUUUGCAUCAACUGUUGAUUUUUAUAUCAUUAUUAUUAUUAUUAUUAUUAUUAUUAUUAUUAUUAUUAUUAUUAUUAUUAUUUAUAUACGGAAAUUAAUCGAAAAUCUAUUGAAUAGUAUCGAUUUAAUAUCCCUUAAAUAUUUUGCAAUUAUUUCAGAAUCCUCUUGAGUAUCCCAGGAUCGUUUGAUAUACAAAGAACAAGUAUUACUCAUUUGAAAUACGUACGUACUUUUUUCUAUUUUUUCGUCGAGAUUUAAAUAGAAGAGAAAAUAUACGUUCAUCCGCCGUAGCGGACAUCAUUGCAACAAAUAUUGCAAUAUUUAAGAUAGACAAAUACGUUGUAUCGGUAUCUUAAGAACAUUAUUUCCUUGAACGUUAGACAACUCUUUGAGAACAGAUAUUUCCAUAGCGUGAAAUUCCCUGAAAAAAAAUACAUAAAUGAAAUAAGAACUUUAAAGAAUAUAUUUUAUUAAAAUGAUUUUUAGAGAAUAUAUAUAAAUUCACAUAAUUAAAAAUUAUAUUAUAAGUUCUCGAAGGGUUUUUAUUUUAACAUAGUAAGCCCCGUGAAACCCAAGUUUAUCUUGAUUAUGGCAAAAACAGAAUAUACAAUGAUCAUAACCAAUGAUUCUCUGCAACGUCGUAGAAUCUGAAACGAGCGGCAAGAUAUAUUAAAAAUUGUCAAUAAUCUUUGGUUGUAUUUAUCAUUUUUUUUUUUCUUUUUAAGAUGAGACAACAUUAACGUGCCACUGAUAUAUAAAAACGAACCAUCUCGUCAUCACACACGUCGCGUGAUUUUUAUUGUAAAAUUGCACAUUUCGUGCACACGUAUACAUACACGUACACACAUUUACGCACAUACGCUCAUCUUAUUAAAAAUUAGUAAUUAGUUCGCAUUUAGGUUGGACUAGAAUGCAUCGCGAUCAUGACACAUCACUGUUGUCUUCAUUUUUGUCUUAUGUGAAAAGGC